GAAAUGCUUAAUUUGGCCUUGGGAGGCGCGUGACUGACGCUAACGAAUAACAACCCCUCUUGGAGUUCUCACGUUUCCUUAUAAAAAUGAGAGAAACUUUUUGUGGUCUAACGUAAUUGAAGUCAAAGAAUGGCUACACUGGCUAAAACAGUACAUGAGUGGCUUGAGAAUGUGCAUAGUAAACGUCUUUCUACCGCCAGUUCUGCUGAAAAUUUCAAAUUUCACAAAUCAAGAAUAAGGCAUUUGUCUGGGCCAGGCACUUUCCCUGAAAAAGAUGAUGAAUUCGGACAGGGUGGAGUGCUUUACUGGAUGUCACGUGAUCAACGAGUUCAGGAUAACUGGGCUUUUAUCUAUGCACAACGUCUGGCAAUCAAAUUCGAAGUCCCACUGCAAGUAUGUUUUUGUUUGGUUCCUGCUUACCAAGCUGAUACUUUGAGACAGUUUGCAUUUAUGAUUGGUGGACUGACUGAAGUAGAACUAGAAUGUCGUUCAUUGAAUAUCCCAUUUCAUUUAUUGAUUACCUCCAAUCAAAUUGAUAGACCUGAAGAUGUAUCUUCUGGAUGCAAGCACAGAUGGUCCGAUGAAAAUGCUCGAUUUAAUCAAACUGAUCAAAUAGAAAAAAAUUUUCUUUAUGAAACGUGUGUUGCAAAAUCGGUUGUUGGUUUGGCAAAGCUAUUGAAUGUUGGAUGUUUGGUCACAGACUUCUGUCCUUUAAGAGCACCUCGUACAUGGGUAAAAAUAGUUAUUGAUGAACUACCUAAUAAUAUCCCUUUUUGUGAAGUUGAUGCCCAUAAUAUUGUUCCAGUUUGGUGUGGAUCAGAAAAACGAGAGUAUUCUGCUCGAACUAUCAGAUCAAAACUGUUUGAACAAUCUCCGAAGUUUCUAACAGAUUUUCCACCUAUUAUUAAACAUCCUUGUUCCAGUGAAACUACCGUCCUUCCUCCGCCUGUUAAUUGGGAGUUAAUUUUAUCUAAUUAUGUUGGUGACAAAAGUGUGAAACCUGUGGACUGGGCUGUACCUGGAACUCAAGCUGGUUUAAAAAAUCUAUACGAAUUUAUCGGCAAACGUUUAAAAAAAUUCGACCCUCAUAGAAAUGACCCUGCUCAUCCAGCUCUUAGCGGAUUGUCACCUUGGUUACAUUUUGGUCAAAUCGCUCCUCAGCGUGCUGUUCUUGAAGUAGUUGCUGUUCAAAAGCACUUUGGACGAUCGGCCGAUAUCUUCAUUGAAGAAUGCUUUAACAGAAGAGAGUUGGCUGAUAAUUUUUGUUUCCAUACACCUUUCUAUGAUUCGAUUAAAGGUGCACUUGACUGGGCACGUGAAUCACUUAUGACACACUCAACAGAUAAACGAGAUCCAGCGUACAGUAAAACCCAGAUGGAAACUGCCCAAACUAAUGACGAUCUAUGGAAUGCAGCCCAACGUCAAUUAGUGCUCAAGGGCAAGAUGCAUUGGUUUCUGCGCCAGUAUUGGGCCAAAAAGAUACUUGAGUGGUGCGCAGAGGGUCCAGAAUCGGCUAUUCAAAUAGCAAUAUACUUAAACGAUCGUUACAGUUUAGAUGGGACAGAUCCAAAUGGAUACGUUGGUAUUAUGUGGGCAAUAUGUGGUGUUCAUGAUCAAGGCUGGCCUGAACGACCUAUUUUCGGUAAAAUACGAUAUAUGAACUAUAAAGGAUGUUUACGGAAAUUUUCUGUUCCUACAUUUGUAUCACGGUACCCCGAAAAAUUGGAUUAAACAACUAAAAUCACAUCAAAGGGAAGAUAAAAUUUAAUAGUUCUAUAUAUAUGCAUUUAUACCUUUUUACCGUUUGUUUUUGCCUAUAAUAUUUUUUUCCAGCCGGAUCUACUCCGAGGUAUUUAUUUCCUUUAUAUUAAUAGAUAUUUUGUAUAUC
Molecule: messenger RNA, 1888 nt
Organism: Schistosoma spindalis
Lineage: Eukaryota; Metazoa; Platyhelminthes; Trematoda; Strigeidida; Schistosomatidae
Source: the annotation of a GenBank genome assembly